This is a messenger RNA of Saccostrea echinata, 768 nucleotides long. RefSeq lists its product as uncharacterized. The record is from RefSeq and is a predicted model, not a curated record. The transcript is spliced from 4 exons. NCBI's taxonomy places the organism in Eukaryota, Metazoa, Mollusca, Bivalvia, Ostreida, Ostreidae. The coding region runs from base 108 to 569 and encodes 153 amino acids.
GACAAGCGUGGCCUUAGUGUAGUGAAGUUCUUUAGCUAUACAAGUCAACAAAUUAAAAUUUAUCUAAUCUUUUCCUGCUCCACACAUAGUACUACGAAACAAGCGCAAUGGCGGACAAAAGUAACAAGCGAAAAGUGAUGAUUGCAAUGGACGGGAGUGAAUACUCGGAGGGAGCAAUGAAAUGGUUUGUCAAAAGUAUGUACCGGAAAGAUGAUGAGAUCAUUGUAGUUCACGUCACUGAUCACAGAAACUCAAUGGCAUAUGGAUCUGCUUGGAUGCCUGUAGACCCCAAAGUUGUUCACAAGGCAUAUAACGAGGAAGAAGAAAGGGCUAAAGUGCAAAUCAAGAAACUAGAUGCAAUAUUAAUGGACGCAGGGGUUCAAGGGAACGUUAUACGUGCUCACGGAAAUCCUGGUGAACAGAUAGUCAAAAAGUCUGAAGAACUAGGCGUAACUAUGAUAAUUAUCGCCUCUCGUGGAUUGGGAAAGAUCAGACGGACAGUCAUGGGAAGUGUGAGCGAUUAUGUGGUCCACCAUUCCUCCAUACCAGUCAUUGUGUGUCGCCAUUAAUCGUUAAGUGUUCACUGAAAAUCAGGGAUAUUGUAAUGUUCAUCAGUUAUCUGUGUCAUAGCUAUGCUUUUACUUCAUGUGUUAGUGUCAAUAGCGACUUGUUCUAUGGAUAAUCCGCAUAGCAGAAUGCGAGAAGCGAUUGUAAAAUAUACUUAGUAAUAUUGAGAUAUUUUAUUUGAUGAUCAGAGAUUUUUAAUUU